AGUGUGUGGUUUUGUUCGAGAGUGAACAUUCGGAGGUUGAGAAAUGAUGUAUCCGGCGAUUUCGAUGGCAGUGCAGCGUUCUCCGGGCGGCGGGUUUAUGCCCUCUCAGGCUACUCAGACCCACGACUCGUCUUACUCUCCCUCUAAAAAACGUGAUGUUCGAACCUUGAUUCCUCUGACGGUUAAACAAUUGAGUAGCGCAUCUAGUGGUGAAUCCAAUUUCUCCAUUGAUGGUGUUGAUUUGAACACUGUUGUGCUCGUGGGAAGAGUGUGCAACAAAGACAAUAAGCUGACUGAGUUUAGUUUUAUAAUUGAUGAUGGAACUGGAAGGAUUGAAUGCAUUAAAUGGGUUCACGAACGCGUAGACUCAGAUGAAGGGGAUGUGAUCAUGCCUGGAAUGUAUGUUCGU
Messenger RNA from Carica papaya (papaya), 409 nucleotides. The record is from RefSeq and is a predicted model, not a curated record. Lineage: Eukaryota; Viridiplantae; Streptophyta; Magnoliopsida; Brassicales; Caricaceae.